Messenger RNA from Aspergillus tanneri, 441 nucleotides. RefSeq lists its product as uncharacterized. Bases 1 to 441 code for a protein of 146 amino acids. The record is from RefSeq and is a predicted model, not a curated record. NCBI's taxonomy places the organism in Eukaryota, Fungi, Ascomycota, Eurotiomycetes, Eurotiales, Aspergillaceae. The transcript is spliced from 9 exons.
AUGCCUAGGCUAAAGUGGCCUACGCUAACGCCUACGCUAUGCAUUGGCCUACGCUAUACAGUGGCCUACGCUAUACAGUGGCCUACGCUAACGCCAACGCUAUACAAUGGCCUACGCUAUACAGUGGCCUACGCUAUACAGUGGCCUACGCUAACGCCAACGCUAUACAAUGGCCUACGCUAUACAGUGGCCUACGCUAUACAGUGGCCUACGCUAACGCCUACGCGAUACAAUGGCCUACGCUAUGCAUUGGCCUACGAUAACGCCUACGCUAUGCAUUGGCCUACGCUAUACAGUGGCCUACGCUAUACAGUGGCCUACGCUAACGGUGGAUCACUGGCAGCCUACGCUAUGCAUUGGCCUACGCUAACGCCUACGCUAUACAUGGCCUACGCUAAUAGUGGCCUAUGCCAUACAGUGGCCUACGCUAAUGGUGGAUAA